Molecule: messenger RNA, 910 nt
Organism: Styela clava
Lineage: Eukaryota; Metazoa; Chordata; Ascidiacea; Stolidobranchia; Styelidae
Source: RefSeq, a predicted model, not a curated record
AUUGUUGGUGGAUGUAAUAGAUCCGACACAAAAACAGUGGAAAAGUAUGAUUCUCUUAGAAACCAGUGGACAAAGAUGAAGAGCAAGACUGUUGAAUGUAAUGGUCCUGCAGUCAUCUGCAUGCAAGGAAGCAUUUAUAGUUUGGGAGGAAGGGAAGGAUCAAGAAAAACCAACAAAGCAGAAUGCUUCAAUCUAAAUACGUCAACAUGGAGUUUCAUUUCACCAAUGCUGAAUGCAAGAGAAGACUCUGCUGCUGUUGAAUUUCAGAAUCGACUUUAUGUGCUUGGUGGAUAUGAUGAUGGUCAGGAUCUGAAAACUGUUGAAACAUACGAUCCAUCAUCCAAUUCCUGGACCAUGCUUGCACCGAUGAUAUCGGCUCGUCAACUUCCCAAAAGCUUUGUUUUCAACGGGAACAUUUAUGCAGUUGGUGGAAUCAAUUCAAGUAAAACCAUGGAGAAAUACGAUUCUGAAAAGAAAACCUGGGUGAUGGUUGACAUUCCCAAAGAUAUGGACCUUUAUAUAUGGAACUCAGUGAAAAUGAGAGCCAUAUGAAUAUUCCCACCCAACAUAUUGACUUUCGAACGUUCCACAGCUUCUAAUUAUUUUCUUCCCAUUUAUCGUGGCAUUUGAUUUUUAUAUUUUGUAUUUUGCAAAUCAAUCAAAUAUUCUUUCUGUUCAAAUUGUAAUUGAAUUUGAACUCAGUCCCUGUAUAUCGCGAAAACCCUUCCUCUCCCCGUACUGCCAAUAUUUUUAUAUCAACUCAUAUUAAUUUGUGUGCGAUCAAAUUAGGAUAGGAUUUACAUAUUUAUCUCUGGGGAGAGGAAAGCCAAUAAGACUGCUUAACCAUAUGGCUUACCACGGCUUCUCGUCCAGUUACCAUUUUAUGUCGGUUAUGGGAUUAGUUAGUUAU